Messenger RNA from Styela clava, 3881 nucleotides. The record is from RefSeq and is a predicted model, not a curated record. Lineage: Eukaryota; Metazoa; Chordata; Ascidiacea; Stolidobranchia; Styelidae.
AUCAUACGCGCCAUGAAUAGUCUAUUCGUUUCAUUAAUUUGCAAUGAAUUUAAAAAAGAGUGCAGAACAGGGCAUAGUAUUGUUGCCAUUAUGAUCUAAUUAUUCCUGCUGUUGUUUUCUUGCGUCACUUUUAUAAAUUAUUCUUUUUGUUCAUGUAGGCUACUUGUAUGACAUUAGAUCGAUGAUAUGAGCAAGUACGGUAAAUAAUCAUACAGAAUGAAGAAUAAAUAAAACUGGAAGUCGCAGAAUGGCAGACGCAGGAAUUGACCGAAGCAAGUUCCGUGUUCUAUGUUAUAACAUACUUGCCGAGUUUCAUGCGUGGACCGAUGUUGGUCGUUCAUUUAAUUAUCCUUAUUGUCCUGAAAAAUUUCUUGAAUCUGGUUACAGAAGGAAACUUGUUCUCAGCCAGUUAGCUGAAUACAAUGCUGAUAUCUUGUGUCUUCAAGAGGUUGACGAGAAUGCUUACAGGUCUCUGUUUCUGCCCGAACUAUCAAAACAUGGAUAUUCGGGUACAUUCGUUAGAAAAUCGGAUAUCCCUGAAGGCUGCGCAACGUUUUAUCGCAGCUGCAGUUUGACACUAAUUGUUUCCGAACAAAUAGUAUUGAGCGAUGCACUAAGAUCUGAGCGCAAUUCUGAUUUGUAUAAUAAAAUCAAAUGUAACGAAAAAUUGUUGGAGACUGUAAUUUCUCGGGGAACUUCUUUGUCAAUGAUGCUACUGGAAACUACUGCUAAUGAAUUGCUUGUUGUCAUCAAUGUCCAUCUCUUUUGGGACGACAGAGGAGGGCACAUAAGAGCAAUACAGUCGCAACUCGUAGUGCGGGAAAUGGAGCAUUUCAUACAACGUUGUAUGAUUAGUGAUACUAACUUAGCUAAUAAGUUACUUGCCCGGAUAGUUGCAGGUGAUUAUAACAGCGACCCAUACUCCGCUGCUGUACAGCUAAUGACAGAUGGAAAAGUGCCUUCAAAUCAUUCGGAUUGGUUUGCGAUGGGUGAAGAAGAGUAUCAGCCAGGGAUCGAAUUACUUGGCAAAAUUAAAUAUCAAAGUGCCUGUGGUUAUCCCGCCUACACUAGCUUUGUUCCAGAGUUUCGUAAAUGUAUUGAUUACAUUUUCAUUGAUCCAAAGGUCUUACAAGUCAUUGAAAUACACCCCCUUUCUCAAUCAUAUGAAGAAACGACUCGAUACACAGCUUUACCAAAUGAGUUUGCCCCAUCAGACCAUAUUCCAUUAGUUGUCGAUUUAAAAUUUAAUUUGCAAUGUAAGUGAUUAUGUGCAAUAAAAAGUACACACAUGAUUUGUAAAGUAUAUUAUAAUAUAUAUAUAUAUGUUUCAAUUCUGUGGUUUACCAUUCUGACAGGUAAAUAUUGUUUGCAAUAUUUUUAGAUCACAAAUUAUGUUAUGAACAUUUUUUUAUAUCCACAUUUUAGUUCCAAUUCGAAUUAUGUUUAAUCGAUGUAGCAGUAAUACCUCAAAAUAACCAAAAACAAAUUUUUUAAUCUUUAUUCAAUUAUGUGUUAAGAAAUGUCGUUUUAUUAACUACGGUAUAUUUACCUUGAGUUGAUGAAUAAAUUUAUUUAUUUAUUUUAAGAUCACCUCAAAAUACCUAUUCAUUAACAUACAUUAUAAAGUUUUCUUGAGAUUGAUUUAUAGUAACUAAUUUUGUACAAUGGAUUCAUUAAUUUUGUUCAACCUAUUUUUCAUUUGCCAAAAUUCCAGCAGUUUCUGUUUCUUUUCAAAAACUUCACAACUUUGUGUGAUUAACCCUUCACAUUAUGUCAUCGAUAUAUGGUGAAAUGCUAACCGUCCAACGGUCCAAGUCUUCAUUUUAUACGGGUCGGUCACUUUAUCUAAUAAUAUAUAUUAGCAGUCUUGUGUUGAGUGAGUCUGUAUUGGACUUGUUGCUAUUGUUAUUUUUUAUGUGUGAUAUUUUCAUUCUUGCAUAGCUAAUUAAACAAGACUUGUACUUUGAAUUGCUGCAUGUGCUCAGGAGCCCACAUAAUGCAUCAAAGUGUUUUUCUCUGAGUUCUAACUAGUCAAAAUCUCCUCAAUUUGGAUCUAGGGUCAAAUUUUCGGCGACUCUCCCAGACUGCACACCCAUAGCUGUUAGUUUUUAUAUUAUUCUCUUUUGCAUCAAUAGAAGUUUUGUCAGCAGGGUUUCUAAUUCAAGGUGCUUUUUGUGAUCUUUCAUUUUUCAAUAUUCAUUAAUUUGUUUUCAUUUUCAUUGCAUUCGAUGUUCGAUAAGAAAUCUCGUGUUGGCUAACAAAUAACUCUUUAAUCUAUCCUUUUGAUCUAAUACGUAGAAUUGCGUAUGCAGAAUAUUGGACAAUCUGAUGUCGUACUUUGUAUUUUACACGAUGGGAAAAUACACCAAUAUUUCAUUGAUAUUUUCUCCAUAUUCACAUAUAUAAUAUGUCUGUAUGUUAAUAAUGAAAUUUUGGUAGCAAAAACAGUCAAAUUAGUUGAAAUAGUAUGAAUGAUAAAUAGCGAAAAACAAGUAAUAGUCACGGAUAAAAUCUGUGUAAUCUAUUUAAUUGUGGUUUCAAGUAUAAUAACUUGAAUUCAAAAACUUUACAAAGCUCAAAAUUAUAAUAUAACGUUAUGGUACCAGAAAACGGGACGUCAUAAUACCCGUUUCUACUCGCGGGGGUGGAGACGAACAUGAACGUCAGUGACCCUAUUACCGCCACCCUCGAAUUUUGAAUAGUGAUAUCUCAGAUUGCCCUUGUCGCUUCGAACUAAGACUUUGCCACAAUAAAUAAUGGUUUAUCGCGCGUUAUAAAAUAUCUAACUGGCUAACCAAUAUGCGAAACUAACAACGCUACAAGCUUCAAGGCAACUAAAAGUCACAGUGGCGUUAAUUGGCACCGUGUAUCUUAUUACCGCCACCUAGAUUCACUCCCAGAAAUGUUUGGUAAACAACUCGUAAUGAUGUUGUUGAAAAUGUAAUUUAUUAUGAAUUAUUUCGAAUAAUAAAUAAAACAUAUUUUUUUUAUUAUAAAUACAACGUUAAAUGUAAUUAGGUACAUUUUUUAGUAUGCCUUCCGAAAUCUAAUUCAUUUCUUUCUCUGUGUACCCUUCACCCUUACUAGAUUAGGAAUAAAUGCCAACAGAUACACUCUGGAUUGAAAUAAAGGGCAUUUAUUUAUUAAUAGUGAUUAUUGUUCAGCAAACUGUAAGGUACUAUUUAUAAAGAAUGAUAUAAUAAGCAAUUUCAUUAUAAGCACUAUGAAUAUAUUAUUGUAAUCAAAUAGUCACAUUAUCAAGUUUUCCAUCUAUGUAUCAUAUUUUUCUUGCCGUUGCAUGUCUCAAUAGUGAAAAUUUCUUGCCAUUUGUCGCACCAAGUUUUUCUGUAUGUAUAUUUCGAGCAAAGUGAUUUGUACAUGUUGUCAUUUGAAGCCCAAUUGAAUUUAAUGUAUCUUGGCAAAGUAUGAAAUCAUCCAAGACUGGACUGUAGAAUUUGCUUCAUGAUUAAUUUUCAAGGUCCUCGAUCUUCCCUUAAUCAUACAUGUAGUAACUGUUAUAUCACUCCAAUUAUCGCUUGUUUCAAGCCUUAGGCAGUUAUCCACUUGUAUGUUCUGGCUUCUAUCUUUCAGUUGAAAUUUUUGAUGUGACGACAAUAUUCAACUAGCUUAAUACAUAAGUAUUGUAUUUAUUAGAUAGUCUCCUACAUUGCAUGCAAAACAAAAAAAUGUUAUGAAAUGGACCUACUAGGAGUCAAACCCCAGACCUAAAGCCUGAAAAUGCCAUUGCUUCAACCAUCUUAUAGCCCAGGGAUGGCGAACCUUUUUCAAUGAAUGGGUCAAAAACUAUAUUUUUAUCGCGGAACAAAAGGAGAGUGGGUCACAGAUAUUUAAUUCACUUUUAUAUCUAUAAGAAACUUCUG